Mugil cephalus (flathead mullet) is the source of this 2507-nucleotide messenger RNA. It is a transcript of the gene dnase2, whose product is annotated as deoxyribonuclease II, lysosomal. The transcript has 7 exons. Lineage: Eukaryota; Metazoa; Chordata; Actinopteri; Mugiliformes; Mugilidae. The record is from RefSeq and is a predicted model, not a curated record. The coding region runs from base 305 to 1432 and encodes 375 amino acids. Gene Ontology annotation, biological process: apoptotic DNA fragmentation. Gene Ontology annotation, molecular function: deoxyribonuclease II activity.
CAGGAAGUUAUGUAGAGUGAUUUAAACUGAAUUUAAACAUAACCGCGGGGAAAAAGAACAUCUAGCAUUUCUGUUUGGUAUAUAUAUAUAUAUUCCUAUCCCUCUUGUAAGAUAAGAGCUGGCUGUCUCUCGUUAGCUAUCUUUUAUUGGCUGGAAGACGUAAACGUCUCCUCCCCGUGUUGUUGUCACUGAUCAGAACAGGGAUGUGAAAGAAGUCGAAACUCUGGGAACACGCUAGAAAUACACGCUGACGAGAGAAAAGCAAUCCGCCCAGGACUCAAAUGAGGGAAGACGCGUUUCAAGGAUGUUUCUGUUCCUGUCCCUGCUGAUCCUCUGUGCGCCACUAGGGGGCCAAACCUCAUUGAUCAGCUGUUACAACGACAAAGGAGAUGCUGUUGAUUGGUUUUACAUCUACAAGCUCCCUAAAGAACAUGGUGGGAAAUCUCCCGAACGGGGCGAGAUGUAUUUGCUGAUGGACAAAGGGAGCGAAGGAUGGACUGAGGGGAAGGGGACAGUGAAUGACACGACGGGAGCCCUGGGUCAGACCGUCGGGCAGCUCUACUCGCAGGGAAAGAAUACAGAGGUCGCGUACAUCCUCUACAACGAUCAGCCGCCAACCGAGGACUUUGGUGACAGAUGGGACGACAACAGUGGAAGCAGAGGGGGGCACACGAAAGGUGUGGUUCUGGUGGAUAAAAAUCAGGGCUUCUGGUUGGUCCACAGCACCCCUCGGUUCCCUCCACCACGACAGGAAGGGCAGUAUUAUUACCCCAGCAGUGGUGUGACCAACGGGCAAAACUUCAUCUGUGUGACCUACCCACUGGAGCGCUUCCAGACCAUCGGAGAGCAGCUCCAGAUCAAUCAGCCCGACGUGUAUGACUGCGACGUCCCGGAGUCCUUGGCGUCCCUGGUGCCCGCUCUGGCUGCCGUCUGUGAAAAGAAACAUCUGCCCAGUCAAGUCUUUCCACAUUUCAAACCAGCGGCCAACCGCAGCGUGACCCUGACCUCCAAGGGCGGCACCGACUUCAUCAGCUUUGCCAAAGGAGCAGCUUUUGAUGGCGACCUGUACCACUCAUGGGUGGCCCCCACCCUCCAGACGGACCUCCUGGUCCAGUUCUGGGUUCGCUCCACGGGCGUCCUCCCGUCCGACUGCUCGCUGGGCUGGAAAGUCCUGGACAUCACGCUCAUCAAGCCGGGGGAGACGUUCUCCUUCAAGGCCAGCCAGGACCACUCCAAGUGGGCCGUCAGCCCCGGGGAGGCGGGGCGGAGGUCCGGAGGAGGGUGGGUGUGCGUGGGCGACAUAAACCGGAACGAGGCGGAGGAGAAGCGGGGCGGGGGGACGGUUUGUCUGCAGGACCCGGUGGUGUGGAAGGCCUACCGGACGGCAGCGCUGGAGUGUGAGGCUUGCGGAGGAGGGACGGGCCCUUGUUGACGCUCUGCAGCGCUUUGGUUUUGGGGAUGAUAUGACUCAAAAGUACCAAUAUUUAGCAUUUAAAAUCAAAAAGAAUUGCAUUUCGUUGAUUAACUGAAAGUUCCUCUGUGGCUUUAGUCGUUUUUUCCAUCACUAGCUGCACGUUCCACACACUUAUGCAGUCGUGAGCUGGAAGAGGACGCUCUUAACUUCAUUCUCCUCAUGUGAGUGUGUACGACAUUUAUUUUUUAUUUUUACGUGUGGACGAUGCUGCACCACUGACCAACAGGGGGAAGAAAUGUGCCACAAAACACAAGAGAGACACUAAAUGAAAAGUCUGCAUGCUAGUUAUCAUAAUGCAAGUAACGAGGGGAAUGAAAUGAGUUCUGCACGUUUGUUAAGACGCAAGGAUUUACUGUACAAACCCAUAGAAACUGUGUUAACGAGGAAACUCCACAGGGAACCUUUAAGUGUUUCUAGAAUUAACAACUUGGUUCAAAUUGCACAAAAACUUUUUAAUUUCUCUGGCAGUGUAUGUGUUUGCAUAACUGAAAUAAUCCUAAAUAAUUAGGAUUUUAAUUCUAAUCUGCCUCAUCUGGACUGUGCGAGUGUUUUAUAUAUUUUUAAAGAUUCGAUUACCAGCGACCAAACAACCCUUAACUUCUGAUGGAGAAAAUGUGUUAAUUUACCUCUUUACGUGUAACGCACACAGAGCAGCGCUGGAGGAGGAAAAGUCGUGAGUUCUGGCAGGAAGCUGUGGGGGUUUGGGGAAAAUUUAUUUUCAUUUUACGGUAAAAUGCUGGUUCUGUUUAAGUGAAACUGAAGCUGACGUUGGAAACUGGUUGAGUUGCUGCUUUACUACAUAGAUUCUAUAGAGUUUUCCAGUUGUAUUAACUGUAUGGGAUUAAUUGCACUGUGUAAUAUUGAGUUAGCAUUUCAUCGGCAGACGCCGACAACCUUGAGGGAAGAGGGAGUCUUUAACACUUUCUGAAGGUUUGUGUUAUUAGUUUUUAUAUUUGCAUCACAUUUCUGCAUUCAUUCCUUCUGGCCUUGAUUUUGCUUGAAAAAUAAAAAUGCUGAGUGACUUGGAUUUAAA